Acanthoscelides obtectus is the source of this 395-nucleotide messenger RNA. Lineage: Eukaryota; Metazoa; Arthropoda; Insecta; Coleoptera; Chrysomelidae. The record is from the annotation of a GenBank genome assembly.
CUUUGAUGCUGGCGCGUUCCAGCUCCGCGCCUCAGUGUGUCGUUUCCAAAAUGGCAGACGGACCGACGUCGUGGCCUAUCGUCGGAGGCCAUGGGGGUGUGAUGCUGCACCAGGACCCGCUUGGAGUGUCGCCGAGGGUGUUCCUCCACGAAAGAGAAGCAGGGUUCGAUCGCGUCUGUGCCGGCGGCCCUAAGGGAUUGCCUAGACGGGGGGACAGCAGCCACAAGGCCAAAGAUGAGGGCGACGACGACGAGGAAUGCAGGAAUAAGAAGCGGUGCAUGGACCGAUAUGACAGCUCGGAGUCUUCAGACAGCCUUGCCGUCGUACAUAUGAUCUACGAUGUUAAUUUGCGACGCUGUCGUGAUAACUUGGACUUAGAAUCAGGUAUGAACUGA